Colletotrichum chrysophilum is the source of this 2013-nucleotide messenger RNA. RefSeq lists its product as uncharacterized. The coding region runs from base 1 to 2013 and encodes 670 amino acids. The transcript is spliced from 2 exons. Gene Ontology annotation, cellular component: mitochondrial outer membrane. NCBI's taxonomy places the organism in Eukaryota, Fungi, Ascomycota, Sordariomycetes, Glomerellales, Glomerellaceae. The record is from RefSeq and is a predicted model, not a curated record.
AUGUCUGUUGUGGCCGACCAGGUCCGUCGCUUGGACGCACAGCUGGAUCGGAUCCCUCUGGGUCUGAGUAUCUCUCAAGAAAACGGCGAGCUUGCUGCCUCGGAGCAUGGCAUCUUCAACUCCACCUCCGCCGACGCCCUGUCGUCGCCGAGGGUCGAUGAGCUGCUGCGCAUCGUGAGGGCCCUGUCCACCACCUCAUCUUCACGCUCCCUGCUGCAGUCACACAAGAUCCGCGCCCUGCUGACCCAGUCAAAACUGGCUGAAUGGGACUUUCUGGCCGAGUACAGCGAGGGUGAGGGACGGAAUCACUAUCAGUCAGAAAUCGAGUGGCUGCUCAUCAGCAAGGCCACCGUGCAAACUUACGGAGUCAUCCUCAACACACUCCUGGACCAGAUCAUUCCUCUCAGCGACGACAUCUGGUACUGGGACGAGGUGCUCAGCUCCUACACCUACAGCAGUCUCUACACCAUCCAGACGUCGCCGCUGCGUCUGUGGGCCUUGACAAAGGACGUUUACCAGGACAGCAAACACCGCUUCCAGCACCUCAGCCACUCGCCCGGCGAGUUCGUGGAGUCUACGCGGACAGGCCUGGCGCAGCAAUGGAGUCAGUUUUACGGCAUUGUGCGAGAGAGCAUCCGGGAAUCCUCCAUCACGACACUGCAGCGACGAGUCCUGUCGCCCGUUGCUCUCAGCCGAGGCGAGGCCAGGCGGAAGCUGGCUCACCUCAAACGGCUGCGCGAGAUGACGGCGAGCGGUCUGGGUGUCUUGGUUGACGAAGGCCUGACGUUUGGCGUGGAUGACGACGACGACAAGAGCGAGGCGGGGGUCAGCAGCCACGACUGGAAGGGCGUGGUGGAGAGGAGCGUUGCCCUCAUGGACAUGGUCCUCAAAGACGUCUUGAGCCUCGAGUCGGGCGUCGCCGAGUUUGAAGACAAGGUGUUUGCCGGCGUGGAGGAAGACCCGGAGCUGUCCAUCCAUAUUGAGGACGCCAACGCCGUGGAGAAGCCCUCUGUGCUCGCGAGACGUCUCCUGAACAUUCUCGACUCCGGCCUUCCCAACCACGUCGUUGCCACGCAAGAGCUCGUCCGCGGCAACGGCCGCCCCUCACGACUCAUCCGCUACUGGCUCCCCACGGGAAUUGCUCUGCUUUCUUCGACGACUGUGCUCCGGGUUCUGGUCAACAGGCGCGCCGAGAUAUUCGAUUGGAUCCGUGAUAUUGGCAUCACGGUAAAGGACUUUUGGUUCAACUGGGUCAUCGAGCCGGUGCGCAAGAUUGUCGGAACCAUCAGGCACGACUCCAACAGCGAGAUUGCCAUCAUGAGCCGCGACAGCCUGAAGGCCGACCGCGAGAGCCUGGAACGCAUGGUUGUGGACUUUGCUCUGGACAAGCCCCAUUUCGCGGGCGAAGGAUCGACCGCUCUCACGGACGCCCAGAUCGCCGACAUCAGGACCAAGGUCAGCGAGGGAGACGUCACGCCGGUCCUGCGCGCGUACGAGAAGGACCUCAGGAGCCCUUUUGUCGGCGCGGUCAAGGGCGACCUCGUUCGGUCGCUCCUGAUCCAGGUGCAGAAGACCAAGGUCGACCUGGAGGUGGCCAUUAGUGGAAUCGACGCUCUGCUGAAGAGCCAGGAACUCGUGUUCGGCUUCGUGGGACUGACCCCCGGCGUGCUCGUCUCCAUCGGCAUUGUGCAGUACCUCCGCGGCGUCUUCGGCGCUCGCAAGGGCGCACGGUACAGCCGCGAGGCCGGCAAGAGCAUCCGGGUGCUGCGCAACAUUGACCGCAUCUUCUCCGAGGCGACGCCGUCGCAGAACAACCUGCUGUCUUACAAGGAUCACGGCCUCCUGCUCUGCGAGGUGCACGUGCUGCGCAACCUGAUGGAGAGAGUGCUGCCCCGCGACAGGCAGCACGAGUUCCUCGAAGACCUGGACGACCUCGCGAACCUCAAGGGCAUCCAGGUGCAGGUCAGAGCAUUGGACCGGAUCCGCUGGGCGUAUGCCCGGUGGCUGCAGUAA